Magnolia sinica is the source of this 1764-nucleotide messenger RNA. RefSeq lists its product as uncharacterized. Lineage: Eukaryota; Viridiplantae; Streptophyta; Magnoliopsida; Magnoliales; Magnoliaceae. The record is from RefSeq and is a predicted model, not a curated record. The transcript has 10 exons. Bases 382 to 1455 code for a protein of 357 amino acids.
UAUCACCUAGCCCCACCGAGCUUUGUGCUACAUGGAUUCCUUGAGCAGGUGUUAGAACGCGCAUCAAACGAACGAAUAGGAUCCAAGUAUAGCGUGUAAAUUGGCACAUGUGCGGGCGUGGUGGGCAUGCGGGAUUGGCUAAACCUACCUACCCUUUUUCGUUCUCGACCAAAAAGGCCCUUGUUACAAAUCCUUUUUGGAGGGAAAAAGAGCCUCGAGAAGUUUUUAACUCGUGAAAAUCCCACCUACAACCACACUUCCAAUAAAUACCCCCACCUCUUUCUUUUCCCUUCAAAUUCCUCUUCUCUUCCUCUCUCUCUCUUUCUCUCUCGAAUGCCCAUUUCAAAAUCACCCUUAGGUUUUCCAUUUUAGGGUGGAAAGAUGACGCAGAGCAGCUGCUGCAAUUACAGCAGCAGCAUUGCCAGUGCUGAUUUCCAUCUCCCUGACGAGAUCCUGUCCGUCAUCCCAACGGAUCCAUACGAUCAGCUCGAUCUGGCACGGAAGAUCACGUCGAUGGCAAUUGCCUGCCGUGUAUCGAGGCUAGAGUCUGAGGCUGCGGGUCUGCGGCAGAAGAUUGUGGAUAAGGAUCACAUGGCACAUGAGUUGCAGGAGCGGCUGUCCCAGCUCGAGGACGCGUUGCGGGAGUCCGACACACGUUUGCGGGAAGCCCUAGAUGACAAUAUGAGGCUGACAAGUGAACGGGAUGCGUUGGCUAUAACAGCUAAGAAGCUUCACCGAGAUUUGGCGAAGCUGGAGGCAUUCAAGAAGCACCUGAUGAAGUCACUGAAAGAUGAAAGUUCACCUGCAGAAGCUGUUGAUAUAAUGACCUGUGACCAAUCAGUUAUCCAUGUCUCUUCACUGAAGGAAGAGGGUUCCAAUGGCUACAUGGAGACAAAUCUAGUUCGUGGCUCUACAGGAAUGGCAGUUCAUGAUGGCCAUCUUCAUGAUUGGACCCACCUUCUUCUAGAUUUCCCUCGCACUUGCCACGUUGGUCCAGACUCAAGGCAUGCUGGUCAGAGAUCCUAUGUGACUCCAUACAUCACACCACGAACUACAACCCCAAAAGAGAUAUCAACAGCUGGUUCCUCUAGAGGGUUCACUUGUGCAGGAUCUCCGAAAAUGACCUCUGGUACCACAUCUCCCACCAAGCCUAAGUUUGAAGUACGGGCUGCUCUGUCGUCAUGGAGCCAGCAGUCUUCUGCCAGAAGCUCUCCUCCCCGUGAACGCUCAAUCCCAGUGCGCACUCCUCGCGUUGAUGGAAAGGAGUUCUUCCGUCAAGCCAGGAGUCAACUCUCAUAUGAACAGUUCAGUGCAUUCCUAACCAACAUCAAGGAGCUCAAUUCUCAUAAGCAAUCCCGCAAGGAAACUCUGAAGAAGGCGGAAGAGAUAUUCGGUACAGACAACAAAAAUCUUUACUUGUCCUUUCAGGGGUUGCUUAACCGCAGUAUGCCUUAGAACAAUUCAAAAUCAGGUAACAAUAGCCUUCUCUUUUCCGCUUUCUCUGUCGCUUGAUGUCUUUCAGGCUGGUCAUCAGGUAGGCCACUCUAGUGCAAUGAAAAGGCCCUGACAAAUUCUAACCAGCCUAAUUUGGGGCCAAAUUCUCAAAGUGGGACCCAUCUGAUGCAUGCUCAGACAUCCCAGACGUUUGCCAGUUUAGCACAUGCAUCUGCAUGUGGGGCUAUAAAAGCUGUAAGCCUUAUAUGAAAUGGACAAUGUGCGCAUGGAUGUAGCAUCCAUUUUGAAGUAUUAGCAUGUUUGGCGCCA